Agrilus planipennis (emerald ash borer) is the source of this 559-nucleotide messenger RNA. RefSeq lists its product as uncharacterized. Gene Ontology annotation, molecular function: ubiquitin protein ligase activity. The transcript has 3 exons. The coding region runs from base 188 to 559 and encodes 123 amino acids. The record is from RefSeq and is a predicted model, not a curated record. NCBI's taxonomy places the organism in Eukaryota, Metazoa, Arthropoda, Insecta, Coleoptera, Buprestidae.
CUUGUGAAGUGUUUGUGUGAUUUGUACUAUUGCGCCGUAUUUCUACGUUGAAUCAAAUGAAUAUAAUAUGAUUCUUCACUACUUCACUUGACUAAUGGCGGUGUCCCUGAACCUUAAAACAUCACAAUUGACAUUUUCAUAAAAUUAAAUCAAUAGUUUUUAAUUUCAACUGAUUUCAACAUAACAAAUGGCCGAAGCAGCAGUGGAAGAACGUCCCAGCCAGAGAUUUUACUGUCACAUCUGUAAUGUACAAUUUCAAAAUGCGUCAGCUAAUUUCACUUGUCCACACUGUUCUGGAGGUUUUAUAGAGGAGCUCGAAGCCGGAACAGAAAAUCCUGAAGGCAUUGUUGAUGCAUCUGAUGAAGAUGAACCUUAUUAUAUGCUGCAUAGUUACCCCAUGGAUAUUGCCGAUAUUAUUUUUGCCCCUGGGCCAGAAGACCAUCAUACUGGACAAAGAUUUGUUAAUGAUGCCAUAAGGAGAAGGUAUGCUGUUCAGACACAUCCAGGGAUUUUUAGACCGAGGUUUGAAAUAAACAUUUUUAAUGUAAUAAUCUUAUAG